UGCAGUUGUGCAAUCUGUGGUGAGAAGUAGCAGUGGGCAGCUAUAAGAAAGCCAUGGAGCAGAUUAAUAAUAUUCAGGUCGUUCCGUGCACCAACUCUGAUUAUCUGAGACCGUUUAGGGUGCAUUAUAACCAGAAUGGAACAAAGAAGUCCUGGGACUUUAUGCAAACCCAUGAUAGUGUCUCUGUGCUGAUUUUCAACACCACCUCACACUGUUUCAUACUGGUCAAGCAGUUCCGCCCAGCCGUAUACAUGAGUCAAUGGGAGCGGAGCAAACAUAAACCCCUGCAGCUGGCCGAGGAAGAGCCUUCAGAAGCUACAUCUCCAGAACCCAGAGUCCCAGAAGAGGGCCAAGCUGGUGAGACAAGCGACGAGACGUCAAGCAACCCUCACCAGCCUCCAGCUUCAGCAGGGGUGACCUAUGAGCUGUGUACAGGCUUGGUGGACAAACCCGACCUCUCUUUGGAGGAGAUCGCCAGGCAGGAAGUACUGGAAGAAUGCGGCUAUGAUGUGCCAGUCAUCAAGCUGAGAAGGAUCACAUCUUACAGGUCAGGAGUUGGAGUCACUGGAUCCAAGCAGACCAUGUUCUACGUGGAGGUGUCCGAUGAGAAUUGCGUUGGAGAGGGCGGGGGUAAACCUCAAGAGGGCGAAUUGAUUGAGGUGGUCAAAGUUCCCCUACAUGAAGCAAUGACCUUCACUUUUGAUGAGAGCAUCCCGAAAACGAUGGGCGUCAUUUUCAGCUUUAUGUGGUUCCACAGCAACAUGUCGCCAAAGUAUAAGAUCUCCACCAAUGUGUAAUGUAAAAGUUGCAAGCCAUUAUUCGAAAUACCAGUUAUUACAUACAGUACAUUUUGUAUAUAUUGUAUUCAAAAUGGUCACUAACAGUGUUGACUUUUUCAGUUGUUUCUUACACUUUUGUUCUGUUUGUUGUGGUUAUAGCUAUAGUCUUAUUUCAAAUUCUGAUGUAAGAAGCACCUGUGUGCUAUCCGCUUUCUGUGGGAGCUGAGACAUCCCAAUAGGUUGCCAUAGAACUAAAGAGGUUCAUUGUGAGUUUGUUUGGUGUAACUUAAUUCUUUGUUUUUACCAUGUGAGGAAUUUCAAACAGCCAUCUUGUUGAAAGCACACCGUGGCCCUUUAAGUCUUUGUACCAGUGAUCAUUUCCUCUCAAACUUGAGAGGGCAAGAUUUGAAAGUCCACGUUGAUACAGUACCAUUUAACUUUGGGAAAAUUAAAGAAAGAUCAUUUAUAAAGCUGUACGUUGUGGCCAAGAAGUGAGACCACUUGUCAUUUUCCCACCAGUUUUGUAUACAGAAUAAUAAUUAGAAAAAUUAAAAAGAAAGUAAAAUAAUAUUAACUAGUCACAAUAAUUAAUGUGAUUAUAUGUGGACAAUACACAGGCAGCUACCCAACUGUGAAAACUUGAUAGUCACUACUGUAAACAAUCAUUAAGUCAUUUCUUUACCAAGCAAAGAAUAAAUAAACAAGCUGUUGCAUUUUUUCAGGUCCAAAGCUGACUUUGGUACAUUCAGGGUUAGUGACAAUUGUAACGGGUACUUGCUUAAUGGACCAGGAAAAAAUACCAGAAGACUAUAAGGCACGAGGAAAUAGGUAGCAGGUUUGCUGAGCAAUAACAGACACACACAGGAGUUAUAUGUUAAGGAUUACAUGUCUUUUUACCUAAAGUAUUUUAGGUAUUCAUUUACAUUUUAGAUGUAAUAAAAUAAAUGAUACAAAACAUUAAACAUCAAAGACAACAAUACAAAAUGAAACCUCAAUUAUUUACCUUGGGUGCACCUGUUACAUUUCUCUCUGUAUAUACCGAUAUUCACAAUUUUACUUGUAAAUCUCAAAUAAAAGAGAAUGCAUCUCUUAUAAGAUCUUCAAAUGUGUUCAAAUGAAUUAAUCUUUCUCAUUCAGUUGUUAUAUGUGAUCACAAACAAUCCAUGAUUCAAGUUCACAUUGAAUAAGAUACUGAUCGAUUUUCUUUUCUCUUAAAUUUGAAACCAGAAAUAUUUCAGUCAAUCUAUAGAAAAGGGAAAGUCAGUGUCUGUGAUGGAAGUUUCUUUCUUUUGGUCAGAAGGGUAAGGGAAGAUACAGUCAUUUUCUUUAGGUUCGUUGUCUCUCUCUUUUUUUUUUUUUAAUCGUUUUCAGGAGGCUUGCCAUCAAAUAGGACAAUCCAGCUCAAGAAAAGAGACCUGGCCUCUGUAUUCACUUCUCUUCUUUUAUAAAGGCACACGUGAACAACAAUGGCAUCAAUGAGCAAGUCAAAAUAUAAAUUCGGCAGCAUCCAACAACAAGAUUAACACUUGAUCAUGCAAUAUAACAAGUUUUUUAACAGUUUUGACCUCUUCAGAGGUUUAAAACACAAUAUUUCUGUGUUAUAUACUCAAGUUCAGAUCAAAGUUUUCUUCCUCCAUCACUCUCCGCAUAUCUGCACGUCUCAGUGCACUCUGAGCACGUAGUCAACAAUGCAAAGCUCUGAUUGGCCAUGAUCGCUCAUUAACUUAAUUUAAGGCUUGAAUCCACCAAAACAUAAUUUUGAUGGGUUCUAUAUUUAUGUAUAUACAGUAUGUUAUAAAAUGUGAUAUUGAUAUCAAAGAUAUGAAUUUUAAUAUUUAUAAAUGACCAUUAUUUAUCUUGGGUUACACAAAGCUGAAAUGUAUUGAUGUAUUAUUGUACAUUGCCGCUUAACUUUAAGUUGAUUGUUUUGAGUGUGUGUUUUCCACCGAAUUUAUGAGAUACAUAUUGUUCAAUCCUAAAGAAGUAUUAGUACCAUUCUAGUCCUACAAGUCUAAAGCUGCUUUGCCAUAAUCAUCAUAGUAACAAUGUUCUCAAAUCUUUCAGAAUGACUGUAUAUCAGAAGUGCAUGAGCUUGCCUGCUGAGGUUGAAUAAAACCCUGGAAUUAAUAUUUUCCCCCAAAAAAUAUAUAGAGUCAGAAUAGUUAGAUUUACUAGUACCUUCUAAAGUCACAAGAACAAAUCCCUUGAAUCCCAUACAUGAAGAUCAAUUGAUUCAUCUUACAUGAAUAUAAUAAUAUAAUAUACUCUCAAUAUCUUCCUCCAGUGUUUCAGAGGUUGUUUGCAAAUUCACUUAUAAACAUUUUAUUAAGAUUGUUGAAUUUUGAUUUUGUUUCAUAGAAAUCCUCAGUACACCAAAAAAAAAAAAAAAAAUUCUAAAUCAGAUUCUUGCUCUAUUGCUGUUCAGUUCUGAUUCUCUUAUGCACAGAUCUUUCACUGGUUUCAUUGUGGGUUUGAUUAUUUAGUGAAGGAUAUUCAUGUUAUCCAAGCUAAUUACACAUGUUAUUUAGCAUUUGUUAAUACUCAGUCUUUGUUUCUGCCACGACAAAUGAUCACCACCACUUAAAAUAAAUACAGUAUUGUAAGCUGAUUGCAUCUUGUUGUAAAACUAUUCUGUUGUGAUUGAGUGUUAUAACUUAAAUGAUCAAUACUCACAUUACUGUGCAAAUGUUUUAGGCACUUAUAGUGAGGAUGUCUUCAAAAAUAAUGCUAUUCAUUUAUCACUUAACGCCAUACAAAGCCUAUUAAAAAAAAAAAAAAGCUAAAUCAAUAUUUGGUGUGACAACAUUUGCCUUGAAAACUGCAUCAAUUCUCCUAGGAACACCUGGACACAUUGUUCUUGGUUGUUGGCAGAUGUUCCAAGCUUCUUGGAGAACUUGCUUCAAUUACUUCUGUCUCUUCAUGUAAUCCCAGACUGACUCAAUGAUGUUGCGAUAUCAGCUUUGUGGGGGCCAUACCAUGUAUUGUAGGGCACCUUGUUUUUCUUUUCAAUUGUAUUUCCAAAGGGAAUGUUGAAAUCUAAAACAUAUAUUUCCUACUGAUAAACUAAAAGCAGAAUAUAUGAAAUAAACACUUUAAGACAAAUAUAAAAUAACUGUUCUUGUGAAAAUAUAAUGUGCCUAAGACUUUUGCACAGUAAUGUAUGCUAAUAAUACGUUACCAUCUUCAUAUAAUCAUAAUCAAAAAGAGUGUUGUGGAAAAGAGCAAAUGGGUUUAGUUUGGUCCACAACAGAGGAGCUAGAGCAUGUUGGUAAUGUUAAAGUUGAAAGUUUCCUGCCAGACAGGAGUGGGUGUAAGACAUUUGUAGAUAACUGGUGAUUUCUGCACCUUUAGCAUUGUGAUUGGUGGGUUCAAUUGGACAUGCUUCAUUUAAAGUAUGCAAAUGAGACAUUUAAGAUUUAUGCAUUGUUUUGAGGGCACUACUAGGUAUUAUGUAUCUUUUUCUUACAAAACUCUGUUUUUUUUGUAUGUUUAUCUCAGGAUAGGGCUUCGGAUUUAUUGUCAUGUGCCACUGUUACUAAUGCUUGAUUUUCAGUAUUUCAGCAGAUCAUCAUUAAUGUCUUUUUAUCUCUUUGAUUUCACAAAAAAUAUAUAUAUAUAUUAUUUUCAUUUAUGGCACCUCGUGCAAAUAUACUAUACAUAUUUAAAAUAUGUAAUAUAUACAUAUCUUGUAUAUAUCAGAAAGUAAAUAUUGCAUGUUCACUGUAUGACAUUUGAUCUGCAUUCAGUUUAAAUGAAUAAAAAAGAUUUGGUGCCUAAGGCUAUUGAGUCUCUACUUUCAUAUGUCAAUUUCAGUCUGUGUCAGCUCACUAAUCAUUCUGUUAAAGCAAUGUUGUUAAGUAAGAAUGAUAGUUCACUCAAUGACAAUUCUCUUAUCAUUUACUCUCACGCUAUGGAAGCACUGGGGCUUUCUCUCAAGAUAUGACCCUUUUGUAAAGAGAUGUCUUUUAAUUGGUAAUUAAUGACUCAUUUAUUAGAACUUGCUCUCAUAUGA
Molecule: messenger RNA, 4791 nt
Organism: Xyrauchen texanus (razorback sucker)
Lineage: Eukaryota; Metazoa; Chordata; Actinopteri; Cypriniformes; Catostomidae
Product: uridine diphosphate glucose pyrophosphatase NUDT14-like
Exons: 5
Coding region: 54-797 (247 amino acids)
Biological process (GO): nucleoside phosphate metabolic process; ribose phosphate metabolic process
Molecular function (GO): metal ion binding; UDP-sugar diphosphatase activity
Source: RefSeq, a predicted model, not a curated record